AUGGCAGACAACGCGCCUAACAAGCACGACACCAACAAGAACUCUGUUGAAGAGGUCGACUUCGAGCACCUGAUUUCCCAGGCUCGCGAUGGAGACGAAGCUGAUAGAGAAUUGACCCUUCGCCAGGCCUUGAGGCAAUACAAGGCGCCCGUGGCCUGGGCCAUGUUUCUGUCCUUGUCUCUUGUCAUGGAGGGAUUUGACCUCGUCACGAUCAACAGUUUCUAUGGCCUCGAACAAUUCCAGAAUCGCUUCGGUGUCCCCAACCCAGCCAAACCGGGCACCAAGCUCAUCUCGCCGGCAUGGCAGUCUGGCCUGAGUAAUUCUGCUCUGGUGGGACAGAUAGCGGGUUUGGCCAUCAACAUGUGGGCACAAGAUCGUUUUGGUAACCGGUCGACUAUGAUGUUCUUCUUGGUGUGGAUGGCUCUCGCUAUAUUUAUUCCAUUCUUUGCGCCAAAUCUCAGCGUCCUCGCUUUUGGUGAGGCUAUGUGUGGUGUCUCCUGGGGCAUCCUGCUGUCCUCCGGCGUUAUUCGAGCGAUUGUCACAGUCCCCGGGGAUCUUGCUUGGCGCCUACCCUUCGCCCUACAGUGGGUUUGGCCUGUACCUCUCUUAAUUGGCACAUAUUUCGCUCCCGAGUCGCCCUGGAGCGCCGUCCGACAAAGUAGGAUGGAUCUCGCCAGGAAGAGCUUGCACCGCCUCUUGCCAAAGUCGGCCGACAAAGAGCAGAAAGUUGAGGCGCAGCUGGGCUACAUUCGCUACACUACUGAGCUCGAGCGUGCGGAGACCGAAGGUGCUCGUUUCAUCGACUGCUUCAAGGGAACUAAUUUACGCCGGACCGAAAUCAACUGUAUGGUCUGGGCCAUUCAGAUCCUUUGUGGUAACGCUCUGCUCAACUUCUCCGUCGUUUUCCUCGAGUCGGCUGGGUUCAGUUCCAUUCAAGCUUUCGAUAUCAACAUUGCUCUCUCGGCUUGCUACAUCAUCGGCGGUGUCAUCUGCUGGUGUUUGUUUCCGCACUUCGGUCGCGCGACCAUUUACAUGUCUGGCAAUCUGGGCAUGAUGAUGCUCCUAGUCGUCAUCGGAGGUCUGGCUUUUUCGAGCAGUCAACAUGCGCAAGUGGCUAUCGCGAUCUUGUUCGUUGUAAGCACACUAAUCAAUUUGGUUUCCACUGGCCCAGCGUAG
Messenger RNA from Recurvomyces mirabilis, 1176 nucleotides. RefSeq lists its product as uncharacterized. Gene Ontology annotation, cellular component: membrane. The transcript has 3 exons. Gene Ontology annotation, biological process: carbohydrate transport; transmembrane transport. Gene Ontology annotation, molecular function: carbohydrate:proton symporter activity. Lineage: Eukaryota; Fungi; Ascomycota; Dothideomycetes; Mycosphaerellales; Teratosphaeriaceae. Bases 1 to 1176 code for a protein of 391 amino acids. The record is from RefSeq and is a predicted model, not a curated record.